Messenger RNA from Gastrolobium bilobum, 2522 nucleotides. Its product is annotated as protein JINGUBANG. The transcript has a single exon. Bases 113 to 1690 code for a protein of 525 amino acids. The record is from RefSeq and is a predicted model, not a curated record. Lineage: Eukaryota; Viridiplantae; Streptophyta; Magnoliopsida; Fabales; Fabaceae. Gene Ontology annotation, molecular function: protein binding.
AAACACAAACCUUAACCUCAAUUAAGCUUCAUUUUCUUUUCUCUGUUUUCAAACCAAACCUUCGUAUUCUCCGAAACACAAAAAAUCAGUUUUUCUGUUUCGUUUUUCUUGGAUGACUAACGCAAAAGGUGGCACCAUGUUAGUGGAACGAAAUACCUUACACAGACCCAAAUUAGGAGCCUUCUUGCAAUCCGAUCCUACGUUGAAAUUUUACGCCACCAACCAUGACGUCGACGAAGAGAACCGCCUCAGCAACGGUUCCGCCUCCGCCUCCAGCCCCCGGAACUACGCCGACAGCAGCAGCACACCCACCACGAGCAGCAACAGUGCCUCCCCUUACUUGUUAUCACCGUGGAACCAAACCUCAUCACCUUAUAACAAAUCCCCAUGGUUAUUCCAAUCACCUGGAAUCAAUCUCUUCCAAAACGACGACGAUAACAACUACGACUUCCCGCAAACUGGACUCGUCGGUUCACUCGUUCGCGAAGAGGGUCACAUAUAUUCCUUGGCGGUUUCCGGUGACUUGUUGUACACGGGUUCCGAUGGCAAGAACAUAAGGGUGUGGAAGAAUCUCAAGGACUAUACGGGUUUCAAAUCAAGCAGUGGCUUGGUCAAAACCAUUGUUAUCUCCGGCGAGAGAAUCUUCACCGGUCAUCAAGAUGGAAAGAUAAGAGUUUGGAAAGUUUCUUCCAAAAAUGGUAGCACUCACAAACGCGUUGGGAGCUUGCCAACUUUCAAAGACUAUGUCAAGUGUUCAAUGAAUCCAAAGAACUACGUUGAAAUCCGGCGACAACGAAACGCGGUGAAGAUCAAGCAUUUCGAUGCCGUUUCGAGUCUGAGCCUUGAUGAAGAAGAAGGGUUGUUGUAUUCGGGUUCGUGGGAUAAAACGUUAAAGGUUUGGCGCGUUUCGGAUUCGAAAUGCUUGGAGUCGGUCAACGCUCACGAUGAUGCAGUCAACGCGGUUGUUGCGGCAUUCCAAGGCUACGUGUUAACUGGUUCCGCGGAUGGGACGGUGAAGAUGUGGAAGAGGGAACACGCGGGGAAAGUGAAGAAAACGAAGCACGUGUUGGAUAGGAUUCUGCUGAAGCAGGAGAACGCCGUGACGGCGCUUGCGGUUAACCGUUUGAACACGGUGGUUUAUUGCGGUUCCUCCGACGGGUUGGUGAACUACUGGGAGCGUGACCCGAAAGGAAGCCUAUCUCACGGAGGCGUUCUGAGGGGGCACAAGCUCGCCGUCCUCUGCCUCGCGGCGGCCGGGAACCUAGUGUUCAGCGGCUCCGCCGAUAAGAAUGUUUGCGUGUGGAAGCGCGACGAGCGUGGGGUCCACACGUGUCUUUCGGUUUUGACCGGCCACACUGGUCCCGUGAAAUGCAUCGCCGUCGAGGAAGAAGAAGCCAAACAACGACAACAACAACAAGCGGAGAGUCGCCGUGAGAAGAGCGAUCCACGGUGGGUAGUUUACACCGGGAGCUUGGACAAGUCAGUGAAGGUGUGGCGCGUGUCAGAGUACGCGCCAGAUUUGAGAUUGUUUCAGGACUGGGCAACCCCGAGACAUGGAUGUGCUACCUAUGAUUCCUCCACCGCAGGAUUGAGUUACUCGUCGCCUAUUAGCAAUGGCAAUGGCAAUAGCAAUAACAAUGGCAUUGGUGGUGACUACCAAAACACGAACAGGUGGAAGUUGCAAAAGUAGAAAUUAAUUAAGAUUUUAUUUUAAUUUUUUCUAGGGUUCAUUCAUCCACAUAAUUUAAUUAUGUGUAUUAAUUCCUUGCAAAGGUGUAUUGCAUGUAAUUAGUUGAGUUGGCGCCUGAGAUUGGCGCGGCGUGAGAGCUGAGUGUGUUAAAUUCUCUCAGUACGUACUAUAUUUGAAAAAUGUUUAAAGCUUUAAUUAUAAACUCGCUCCGAACAGAAUUGCCUCUCGGUGAAGUGAAGAAUACAUGUGGUUUAUCUAAAAAAAAAAGAAAAAAAAAAAACUUGUAAAAAAGUAAAGGCAAGUUUGAAUGGAUGUGAUAUGGUCAUGCCAGUCCAUGGAAUUUGGAUGGUUGGAGUGAACAGCGACAGGAGGGUGUGCCUUGGGCCUGAAGUAAAAGCGAUGGAGCAGUUCAUUACCCUGCAAAGAGGGAGCACUUGAAUAUAAUUUGGUUGCUUCUGCGGUAGAGUGAGACGUGGAAAGAUACAUCUUCGUGCCCUAAAUAGGAGGGACUACUAAAGGUGGCCUGAUUCGUCACACAGGACAUUUUACAGAUCAGAUUCUGACAAGCCUUCGUUUUCAUUUUGCAAAAUAUGGGCAAUAGAGUAAGAGGACAUUCUUUGUUUUAAUUUUUCAAAUUUGAAAGCUUACCUUAAAUUAUAUCUUUAUUAUGGUUUUCUAAGGUAUAGUCGUGAUCAAAGGAACUGUCAAUGUUAGGCUUUGCCACUUGUUGCAGUUGUUUGUUUGUUUAGGGUCAGUGGCAUCGAUUAGGGUUUGUAAAUAUGGUUUUCUAGCUUGUAAUAUAUGUCACCUUAAUAAUAAUUACCUUCCUAGU